AUGGCCGCACCAAGCCAGUACUCCUCGUUCAAAACCAAUGUGGGUAGAACGGUAACAAAGAAGUGGAAGAAUGCAAACAAAAUUAGCUAUGACGGAGACGAUUGGGGAGAUGAAGAUGAAUAUGAUGAGCCCAUCCCCGUUUCCGCGGGCAAUCCUAGACACCCAGCUUGGGGACAGCAGCCAAAUAUUCACCCUUCGAAUCGAAGUGUGACCAAUCCAUCUCCUUCGCAAAGUGGUGGACAGCUAUCUUUUGAUCGCGGCGAUGAUAGACGGACAUUCUCCUCGGGUGCUUUCGAGUCAGCAUACCCUACCACGCAAAGAUCACCUUUCCCCGAGCCACAGCAUGAGUACGAUGAUAUUCCGUUCCCGAACUAUAAUGGGCCCCCUCCUUUGCGAGUCGAUACACAUGGACAAGGUCCGAUGCCACCAGGAUUCCGGCCAGGUUCGAGAGGGCGUAACUUCCAGCCAUAUGAAGAGGCACCUUUCUCCGCACCAGGAAAUUAUCCACCAUCACGAAGGUCUGGUUCGAGCAAUCGACCUCCUCCCGUUGAUCCAUACCAGAGACACGACAGCCCUAUGAGACCAGGUAGUCGAGGUUCAACAGCAUCAAGCAGACAAUUUCCACCUCGGAAGCAAAGCCUUACACAGCAAGCUCCUCCUCAACUAGAUUACAUGCGCCCAAGUCAACCAGCCAACGCCCCAGGUCCAGAUGCAGUCGAGCCUGAUGACAAUAGGCCUAUACCGGUCUUUGUACGACCGUCAGAUAUUUAUAAGCGCAUGGAAGAGGAGAAGGAGAAAGCACGCCAAUCGCAAGAGUCUUUACAGCGUCCGAGUAUAGAUUCGACCACAGGCCAAAUUAGAAGCGAGUCUGUUGAUACGCCGCCUCCACUUCCUGACUCCAAAGCCUACACGACCACCGUCGCACAGGUCCCAGUCGAGGAGAUCGAUAAUACACGUCGCUUGAAGCCGAAUACUCUUGACACCGUACCAGAAAGAAAGAGUGAGUAUGGCUUCGACAACGUGGUGGGCCAAGCAGACAAGUCUGCUUCACCGGAAACCGAUUUAACGAAUGAUUCUAAGCAGCCUGAGGAGACACCAACCGUUGGUGUUACAAGACAGCCCACUGACGCCUCUUCAGUCUCAAAUUAUACCGACCGACCUGACCCGAUUUCUGCGUCUACGAUCUCCCGUAACGUUUCCGUUGGUGAGCGUGCCUUCGAGCACAACCCUCCAGAUCUUGGCCGACCAACUUUCGAUCUUCCAACCAUCAAUAGAAUGUCUGGUUUUGGCAUGGACCUCGAUCCAGAUGGUGGCGACAGCCAAGGAGCUGCUUCUGGUCAACUUGAGCCCGCAAAAGGCACUCGGAUUCAAAGUUCGAAUGCUUCGCAGAGUCUCGACCCGCAUUCUUUACAUCAUCAAACCUCACUUGGCUAUAGAUCCAUGGUCCAACAAGCAUUCGAACAGAGUGAAAGGCAACCUGAAUUCUCCCCUGCAUCGGCUUCGAACACUAUCGACAGGUCAAAUAGCGAUGCGACGUCGGACAUAAGUCCCAUCAUUACACAUCAUCAGGCGCAGCACUUGCCUACAAACAACCUUCAGACGAAUGCCCCAUCAGUUGCUGAAGGGGCAUAUGGCCAUUCACGCCAGACAUCGGAAGCAACCAUCAAAGCAUAUGAACCUCGCUCUCCGGAUAGUGACUUCUCUUCGGCAAAGCCUGUGCGUACCGGCUAUCGUAGGGAUAUUACUCCUCCCAGUAGAGACAACAGCCCAGCGAGGCGGCCAUUGAGCGUCGAACAUUCUACCCCCAUUCAGCCACAGCAGGGAUUUGUUGAACGUACAAGGGGGAACGAUGCUUCAGACGAUACGGCGGAGAACUCGUCGACAGAGAAGCAACUCCCAGAACCACCUGCUGGACAAGAUAAUAUCACUGACAUUGAUAUUCCGAAUCCUGAACGUACGACAUCUGAUGAAUGGCAAGAAUGGCAGGCACAUAAAAAACAAUUCAACCAGCAAGCUGGCUUUCCUGACAGCGGGACGGCCACUCCAUAUGCACCUUCGCCGCUACAGCGCUCAGAAACACCAGCCAAGGGCACUGUUCGAGAUUUGGCUGGAAAGUUAGAGACUCAGUCAGGAAGAUCCACCCCAAGCAAUGCUGGCUCUCAAGUCACGUCACCUGUGAUUGAACAAAUACGCCCCCCGGUUCAAUCUCGAAACGAGAGCUUUCGGCCUGCUAUCCCUGGAGGCUGGCAGUCGUUUAGCUCAACCACUGGUGCGGGCCCAUCAGCUCACGGUGCGGCUGCGGGCUCUUCUGAAGAUCCUAUAUCUUGUAGCGCUCCACCAUUCGCGCCCCCACGUUUGGACAGCACUGAUAGCGUACCUACAGCACGAGCCCCCGCUCAUGGUUCUGACGAGGACGGUGGCAUCAAAGGCAAAGCAUUUGCUGCGGCCGCUUCUGCUGGGACUGCUUUAGCUAAUUCUCUCGCUGGUCAUAGACUCAGUGAACGCACACAAGACUCUGAAGUCCCUUCCGAAGAAUCAAGCGAGAAUGAAUGGGACAAUUCAAGUACGGAUAGCAAGGCUGAGUCGAAGAUCGGUGACAACUCUUUGGGAGCAGAGAUAGACCAGUCUCAAAAUCAGGAUACGCCCAAAGCCACUAGACUACCUGCAGACAAGCCCUCAUCUUCCUCCGAUCCUUCUAAAGGAGAGGACCUCAGCGAUGCUGAACCCAUGGAGCCUGAGGACGAUUACGUACCAGCGCCUCUACGUACGAGUAGGAAUUUCUCGGACUCAUCAAAUCCGCGACCAAAAGUGCCUGGUGUGUUGUUGCAUCAAGAAUCUCCUACUGCAGCCGAUAAUGAGCGGCUGGAAGAGGAAAUUGAAAAGAGCUUGACACCGAAGAGUUCAACAUAUUAUGGAGAAGUGACCGGGCAAGACAAUGGGCUUGGUGCCAUGAAACCUGCAAGUUCAGACCCAACACCGAUAGAGAGAGCUUUGGAACCAACCACGACCGCACCUCAUGGGUCUCAGGCUCUCGCAGAAAUUGAAUCAUCAUUAGCAGAUCCGGCCACAACGGUUGGUCAGUCCUCGGCAGGGAGACAAUCCCCUGCACUGUCGCCACCCACGGCGCAAGCUAUGAAGACUGGGUUUCCCCGACCGGUGUCUCCAUCACAACAAACAAUGGACCAUCACUCCCAGCAGGAUCCAAGAAUGCCCUCUGAGCAGCUGUCUGGGCAAAUCAAUGAGUCAAGACUGGAACAACCAGCUCAGAACAUACAACCAGACUUUGAUGGGUCAAAAUCGCAGUCACUUCUGAGUGACAGACUUUCCCAACAAACAGAGUCUGGCACCACACCGCCGUCAGGGCCUCACACAGAGCCGCAAGAUCAGGGGAGACCAGAAUCUCAGACUGUUCCUGAUUCUCAGUUUGCACCUCCACAACAGUCAAAUGAUGUUGUGCAUAAUGUGCAGCGAGAUCCCGUCCGCGAAACAGGGUCCCAGGCUUUGCAAUCUGAUAUGUUCGACAGAAUUCUUUCUCAGCCUACCGUUCAAGGUUCAUCUGAGCCUAGACCUUUUCUCAAGCAACGGUUUUCUUGGGAGACGGGUAGUGAAGAAACUCCUACAGCGGUGACACCCAAGCAAGCCGCUACAACGCCGUCGACGACUUCACCAGAUACUAUUAGAACAGAAAUGCCACCGCCGUCAGGCCCUGCAGGAACUUCUUGGCGUGGAUCAAUUGAGGAUGCUGAUCCUGGUCUAAAAACGGCUGCUUUGCAAGACUCAAACAAUACAGUACAACCUCCUCAACCGAUGGAAGCAAGCACACUGCAGAGCCCGAUACACUCACCACCUAACCGCUCAACUCCCAGCGAACCGUUUAACGCUCGACCCGCUCAAACGGACCUGUCAGCCAAAGCUCCCGGACCGGAACCAGCGUCCCUCCGUGAUAUUAUGAGCCUUGAUUCCCCUCAAGCGCGUAUCAAAGCCUACAGUGAAACUAGGGCCGCGUACGCUAGCUCUGACGGACAACUAGAAGAUUGGCUGUUAUCAAUGCAGAACCCGGAACACGCUGAGAUUUUCGCGAUGAACGGGCUUGUGUCCCAGGAUGCUAGUGAAGCGACACCCUACAAACCAUCCCCCAGAAGAAUCUUAACGGAUUCUGCAGGGGCCAGACAAAUGCAAGAGGACGGCAAGAGGUUGAUGUUGAAAGCUGGAAAGUUUGGUGGGAAAGCAGGAACCGCCGCAAAGGGCUUGUUUGCCAAAGGGAAAGAGAAGAUGCGCCAUGUCAGCCAUGGAGAAAAGGGUCCUACAUCGUCGUCGGAACGGCGCAAAUCUACGGGUCCCAUGUCGUCGCUUUCCGUGGUUGAGUCUGAAGCGGCCGGCGAGAGUCGUGUCUCAGUGCAGAAGAAUUCGGCAUCAGUUGAAGCUCCACCGCAAAUACCGUUGACAAUUUCUUCACCAGCAUCACCAUCCGAUUGGUUCUCUGGUCCGAUACUGGCAAACGCUUCAAUCGACCAAGCAGUUCCUGCAAGUCCAACGAGUCCGGCGAUUUCUGCCAUGGACAGUGAUCAGAGAGAGAACGAGCCUGAGAACGAAAGUGGUCCAAGCCGGUCAAUCAGCCAGGUGACACGACCAACAACUGAACAUUCUCCCGUCGAAACUCAUCAUCAUCAUCGAAGCAUUGCGAAUCAGCUUGUCAACGAGAGUCAUACGACUUCUAUGAACGACGAACCACCUGUUACUGGACUCGCCCCGCCUCGUCCGGUCGCCGGCCUAGCACAUGGUCUCACACAGUCCGGAGACGCAAGUCUGCAUGUUCCAGAAGAUAAACGAAGGUCAAUCGUUUCUGCGAUAUCCAGUGCCAGUCCUGCCACGGGAUCAGUUGCGUCGCAAGCUCAUUCAAGGGCUAGUGUUUCACCUGCAGAUGCAGAAGAGGUAUCCGACACCGAAUACACGAAAAAGCAGCCAGGAGAUCAAUUACAAGCAUCAGCGCUCCCUGACUCUGAUCUUUUGCCGACCAGGCCUCCUCUGACUGAUCAGCCCGAGUCGCCUAGGAACGACACACCUCCACCGGGGAUUGAUGAGCCGUACGUGCCUUUGAACAUGGAUGUUGAUGCUGAAGCUAUUCGACGGGCACAGGCAGGAGAAGAGAAGCCUGAAAUGACCCCAGAACAGGAGAAUGAUCGAGAACGCGAUGUAAGCGCUCGUCCAACUCAGCAUCAUCGCCCCUUUUCCUUCUCAGGCCUCGAAGAUAUUUACGAAGGUCACCACUCACCGCCAUCGCGCCCUUCGGCACCCAUGAGCCCGGUCAGUCAAACAUUCAGCAACACUUCCCUGAACAAAGAGAUGUCCCAAGUGAGUGUUGAUGAGGUUGUUGAUCAAGCCACUGCCGUCACUGGGCAAAGACAAUCGCGAUCCUAUUCGAGACCUUUUGGAGUCGAUCCUAACGUGCGCAAUCAUCCCGCACUCAAGCAUCAGGAAGACCAACUCGAGGAGCCGAUGGAUAGAGUACGUAUGUAUUCCUCAGAAAGCCCUCUACCAAGCGCAAGGCGACCCCAAGAGGAAAUGGACAGGCUGCGGCAACAGAGGGAGAUGUACCAGCAUGAGCAUGGACAACCAGUCAGUACAGAGAUUGAACAAGGUGGCGAUGGAGAGUUUCGUAUUGCAGGGCCAUAUAUCCAGGAAUACAGAUCACCAAAGCCUGUCACGGCACCACGAAUUGGACGAAGUCCAGUACAAGUCGAAGCUAGUGGUCAACAAAUGCCCGGUGCGCGGGUUUCCACUCAUCUUGGCCAACAAAAUUCGUACAGAGUCCAACCAGGACAGCAGCAUCAGCAACCGAACAGAUUGUCUGUUGUUGGAGCUAUUGACGAUCACCGCCGUUCGUACGACCAAGACAACCAACACCAGCAUCAGCAUGGCUAUGAAUAUGAAUAUGAACCAGGCCCCACGCCUGAUCAUCCUUACGAUAUGGGGCCUGGUUCCGAGCAUGGAGAUCACUCGCAAUAUGAGCAAGCACAAGAGCCUCCUCCUUCACAACCGCCGAAUCAGCAAAGCAUGUACGCUCAAGCUCAACGCCAGUCAAUGCCGCCGCCACCAGUACCCACACCACAAGAGAAUCGUACACCUCAACCGGCGAGCGGCAAGAAAGGCAUGUUUGGCAGUAUUUUUGGAGGUAAAGGACGCAACAAGCUCCAGAAAACAGACCGCUCGGAAUCGCGCGCUGACGAGAGGGAUCGCCACGCCCAGAAGAGAGAGAAACGAGGCAGUCUCUUCCGACGCAACAGUCGUCACGAUAGUAUCUCAUCCAAACGGAGCAGCCAAUACGGUGAACAUGAUCAGUUUAGUCAUCUCACACAGGUUCCAUCGCAUCCUAGCGCCGGCAAGAGGUUGUCGCGAGAUAUGUUGACAACACCCGAACCCAAAGAGCCAAAUCAAGCAUCAGAAAGUGGAAAGAAGAAGCGCUUUUCAGGUUUUGGUGGACGAAUCUUCAAGACUGGCGGGACCAAGGAUUCUUCAAGAGCAAACUCUGCACCUGUCGAUUCGAUUACAUGGACACGAUUGUCUAAUCAGAAUCUUGAGCAACAAAUCCGUGCUCAGACGUUCAUUUCGCCACAAGCGUAUUCACAAUAUCCAAGCUCGGCGGGUGCGCAAGGAUACUCCUAUGACGAGGAUCCUGCGGCACAAUUUCAAUAUCCCUCAACGUCAACGUACCCUGGACCAGGCGACUAUCAACACCAACAGCAACGAUUUCCAGCUGCGUAUGAGAGGGAUACGGCCUCACCGCCCCGGCAACCAUACGGAGGACGGCCUACGAACUAUGAUUCUAGUCUCCCUGGUACACCAGCACAUCAAGGGCUCUACGACCGUGAACGUGAACGUGAAAGACCUUCGCCGUUACGGAUCGAUACAAGCGGUACUCCAAACCAAGGUGGUCACCGAUACGGCAGUGGUGUUAAUGUGGCUCACACGGCACCUGCUCAGACGUUUCCUCCACGAGAUUCGAGCUUUUCGCCAGCACCGAGACCAGGUCAUGCGGGUUCCACGAGUGCAGGUGCAGGUACGAAGAGUAGAGGCGGUGCGAUAAGUCCUCCCACUGUCGGUGUAGCGAGGACGACCAGUCCUGCCUUCGGUGGUGCCUCUGCGUCUACCUCUGCUUCUCCAUCGGCUUCUCGCCCUCGAGACGGCAGAGCCCAUGUGAUGGAUCUACAUAAACGAUCACGAUCGCCGAGAUUGGGUCGGCGACCGUCCGACGAGAAUGUGGAUUCUGAGAGACGCGCCCAGAGUGGGGCUAUCGUUGACAAUAGGGGAAGUGCCAGUAUGGGAUUGGUUGACAGGUUAGGUACGUUCAGUAGUAAGCGUAUCAGUCCUGUCGGUGGUGUUCCAAGGGAUGAGAGUGAACAGGAGCGACCUUUUAAUAUUACUGUACCUGGAUUGGAUGAGGAGCAACAACAGCAGCAGCAGCAGGAGCAAGAACAAAAACGCAGCAGACCUGACUUGACUUCGACCUUGAGAGAGCGAGUGGAAGGUGGUGGUGGUGGUGGUGGUGCGAGGAGUGAAACGCCAAUCAGUAUCGAAUCCGGGUCGAAUGUUAGGACAUCUACACCCGCUUCGGGAAAUGGACUCGAAAGAGGUGUGAGUUUGAUGGAAAGUGACAAGAACAAAAAGACCGGAUCGAGUACAAAGGAUCGAUCCGGUGGCGGAGUCAUUGCAGAAUUACCUGGAAGUCAAGCUGAAGGGUACGAGAGUGAUGAGGAAGUACUCAUGAGUGCCACUGCUUAUCCUGGACAAGAAUGGGUACCUGUCAUUGUCGGGGAUGGUAGAUGGGACGAUUGA
Molecule: messenger RNA, 7833 nt
Organism: Exophiala oligosperma
Lineage: Eukaryota; Fungi; Ascomycota; Eurotiomycetes; Chaetothyriales; Herpotrichiellaceae
Exons: 2
Coding region: 1-7833 (2610 amino acids)
Source: RefSeq, a predicted model, not a curated record